Talpa occidentalis (Iberian mole) is the source of this 393-nucleotide messenger RNA. It is a transcript of the gene PTH, whose product is annotated as parathyroid hormone. The coding region runs from base 46 to 393 and encodes 115 amino acids. The transcript is spliced from 3 exons. Gene Ontology annotation, molecular function: hormone activity; parathyroid hormone receptor binding. Gene Ontology annotation, biological process: intracellular calcium ion homeostasis; cell-cell signaling. The record is from RefSeq and is a predicted model, not a curated record. Lineage: Eukaryota; Metazoa; Chordata; Mammalia; Eulipotyphla; Talpidae. Gene Ontology annotation, cellular component: extracellular region.
AUUGGGAGUGACAUCACCUGCAACAACAAAAAACUUCUUAGAUGAAUGAUGUCUGCUAAAGACAUUGUUAAAGUAAUGGUUGUCAUGUUUGCAAUUUGUUUUCUUGCAAAAUCGGAUGGGAAACCUGUUAAGAAGAGAUCUGUAAGUGAAAUACAACUUAUGCAUAACCUGGGCAACCAUUUGAACUCUAUGGAAAGGGUGGAAUGGCUGCGGAGGAAGCUGCAGGAUGUACACAAUUUUAUUGCCCUUGGAGCUUCUCUAAUUAACAGAGGUGGUGGUUCCCAAAGUUUCCGAAAGAAGGAAGACAAUGUUCUGAUUGAGAGCUACCCAAAAAGCCUUGGAGAAGCAGACAAAGCUGAUGUGGAUGUAUUAAUUAAAGCUAAAUCACAGUGA